GGACACGGAGAGCGCGGAGCGAGCGGGGCUGCGGCAGCGCCGCCGCCGAUGGCUCAGGACAACGCCGCCUUCUGCGGGGUCCCCGAGGGGGUCCCCACGGGGGUCCCGGCUGAGGCCAAGCCCCCUCCCCAGCCCCCCCAGGCCCCCAAACGCCGCCCGUGGGGGGCCGGGGGCGCCGCGGGGGCCCGGAAGCGCCAGCGCUACGUGGAGAAGGACGGCAAGUGCAACGUGCAGCACGGCAACGUGCGCGAGACCUACCGCUACCUGACCGACAUCUUCACCACCCUGGUGGACCUCAAGUGGCGCUUCAGCCUCCUCAUCUUCAUCCUGGCCUACGCCCUCACCUGGCUCUUCUUCGGCCUCAUCUGGUGGGUCAUCGCCUACAGCCGCGGCGACCUGGAGCACCUGGGCGACCACACGUGGACGCCGUGCGUCAACAACCUCAACGGCUUUGUGUCGGCCUUCCUGUUCUCCAUCGAGACCGAGACCACCAUCGGCUACGGCCACCGCGUCAUCACGGACACGUGCCCCGAGGGCAUCGUGCUGCUGCUGCUGCAGGCCAUCCUGGGCUCCAUGGUCAACGCCUUCAUGGUGGGCUGCAUGUUCGUCAAGAUCUCGCAGCCCAACAAGCGCGCCGAGACGCUGGUGUUCUCCUCGCACGCCGUGGUGUCGCUGCGCGACGACCGCCUGUGCCUGAUGUUCCGCGUGGGCGACCUGCGCGACUCGCACAUCGUCGAGGCCUCCAUCCGCGCCAAGCUCAUCCAGUCCAAGCAGACGCAGGAGGGCGAGUUCAUCCCGCUCGACCAGACCGACCUGAGCGUGGGCUUCGAGACCGGCGACGAUCGGCUCUUCCUGGUGUCGCCGCUCAUCAUCAGCCACGAGAUCGACGAGCGCAGCCCCUUCUGGGACGUGUCGCGGGGGCAGCUGGAGAGGGACGACUUCGAGAUCGUCGUCAUCCUCGAGGGCAUGGUGGAGGCCACAGGGAUGACGUGCCAGGCCCGCAGCUCCUACCUGGCGGACGAGGUGCUCUGGGGUCACCGUUUCACGCCGCUGCUCAGCCUGGAGGAAGGCUUCUACGAGGUGGACUACGGCGGCUUCCACCACACGGUGCCCGUGCCCACCCCGGCCUGCAGCGCCCGCCAGCUGGCAGCCGCCGCCGCCCGCCGCGAUGCCCACCUGUACUGGUCCAUCCCCAGCCGCCUGGACGAGGCCGCGGCCGCGGGGGGCGAGGGGGACCCCGAAAUGUCCCCCCGCGAGAGCAACGGGACCUUGGCCAGCCCCGAGUCGCGGUGAUGCCACCAAAAUCCCGGUGUAAAUAGGGAAAAAUCCCCCCUGUUACGGUGGCGGUGGUAGGUUUGGGAGGUGUGAAGGUGGGUUUGGGGUGUCCAUGGGUUUGUGGGGGCAAAAGGGGACCCCAAAAUGCCCCAAAAUCCCCCAUGAGAGCAACGAGACCUUGGCUAGGUGAUGCCACCAAAAUCUGGCUGUAAAUAGGGAAAAUCCCCCUUUUUAUGAUAUUGGUGGUGGGUUUGGGGUGCCCAUGGGUUUGUUGGGUGUCCCUGGGCUCAGGGGGCAAGGGGGACCCCAAAAUCUCUCAGGAGACCAAUGGGACCUUGGCCAGCCCCAAGCUGAGGUGAUGCCACCAAAAUCUGGGUGUAAAUAGUGGAAAAUCUCCCCAGUUAUGGUGGUGGUGGUGGGUUUGGGAUGUGAGUGGUGGAUUUGGGGUGUCUCUGAGUUUUUUGGGUGUCCCUGGGUUUGUGGGGCCAAGGGGGACCCCAAAAUCCCCCACAACAGCAACGGGAAUUUGGCCAGCCCCAAGUCAUGGUGAUGCCACCAAAAUCUGGGUGUAAAUACUGAGAAUCCUCCUUAUUAUCAUGGUGGUGAUGGGUUUGGGGUGUCCCUGAGCUUUUUGGGGUGUCCCUGAGUUUUUGGGGGCAAGGGGGACCCCAAAAUCCCCCACAAGAGCAGUGGGACCUUGGCCAGCCCCAAGCUGAGGUGAUGCCACCAAAAUCUGGGUGUAAAUAGCAAAAAUCACCCCAGUUAUGGUAGAGGUGGUGGGUUUGGGUGUCCCUGAGUUUGUGGAGACGAAUGGGACCCCAAAAUCUCUCAGGAGACCAAUGGGACCUUGGCCAGCCCCAAGCUGAGGUGAUGCCACCAAAAUCCGGGUGUAAAUAGCAAAAAUCCCCCCCUGUUAUGGUGGUGCUGGUGGGUUUGGGGUGUCCCUGGGCUCAGGGGGCGAGGGGGACCCCAAAAUUGCCCAAAAUCUCUCAGGAGACCAAUGGGACCUUGGCCAGCCCCAAGUCGCGGUGAUGAUCCCAAAACACAAAUUUAUUUAUUAAAUAUUCCCCCGAUUC
Melospiza georgiana is the source of this 2351-nucleotide messenger RNA. RefSeq names its product potassium inwardly rectifying channel subfamily J member 9 (gene KCNJ9). Lineage: Eukaryota; Metazoa; Chordata; Aves; Passeriformes; Passerellidae. Gene Ontology annotation, cellular component: plasma membrane. The coding region runs from base 49 to 1293 and encodes 414 amino acids. Gene Ontology annotation, biological process: potassium ion import across plasma membrane; regulation of monoatomic ion transmembrane transport. The transcript has 3 exons. The record is from RefSeq and is a predicted model, not a curated record. Gene Ontology annotation, molecular function: G-protein activated inward rectifier potassium channel activity.